Maniola jurtina (meadow brown) is the source of this 572-nucleotide messenger RNA. Its product is annotated as zinc finger C4H2 domain-containing protein. Lineage: Eukaryota; Metazoa; Arthropoda; Insecta; Lepidoptera; Nymphalidae. The transcript has 3 exons. Gene Ontology annotation, biological process: positive regulation of neuron differentiation. The coding region runs from base 122 to 535 and encodes 137 amino acids. The record is from RefSeq and is a predicted model, not a curated record. Gene Ontology annotation, cellular component: nucleus.
UCCAUGCAAUGAACUCUGUGGUGGUGCUCAUGUGUUUAGUAAAAUAUUACCGCUUUGUUUUUUCGUUUUUCGUUUAGUUUUCUCUUUUGAGAAAAUAUUAUUGUUUCCUUCGUAUUAGAAAAUGACAGCAGAGAACGAAAGGGAAAUAUAUCAUAAAUUAGAAGCCAUGAAAGAAAUCAGGAACAAAACUAUAACACUGGAGCGCCUGAAGCGCAGCAUCCUCAACGAGGUGCGCAGCGGCGACCAGGAGGGGCGCUGCCUGGCGCAGUACAAGCGGGAGAUGGAGCUGCUGCAGCAGGAGAAGAUGAGCCACGUGGAGGAACUGCGCCAGAUACACGCUGAUAUCAAUGCUAUGGAGACAGUUAUAAAGCAGACGGAAGAGAGCAUGUCACGCAAGUUGUCCAACGCUUCGCGACUGCACGAGGACUACCGUCCGCUGAAGACGGAGGUGGACCUGCUGAGGAGGCAGUGCCUCGGCCUCGACCGCCUGCCGGACCUGCACGAGGAGGAGGGCAGCCCCAUCACGCCCGAGUGAGUAUACCAUCAACCAGCGCAGCUGUUGGGUACUGUAG